AUGGCUUCGGACAUGAACAGCCACCAGUUGGCCGUGGCCAAUGAAGACGAUCGCGAUCUGGCGAAGCUGGGAUACCGUUCUGUCCUAGCGCGUGGGUGGGGCUCUUUCGACAACUUCGCCUGCUCGUUCUCUGCGUUGUACUGCAUCGGAGGCAUCCGUGUGCUCUUCUACAUCGCUCUGAGUGGAGGUGGCCCUGCUGCGAUGUAA
Molecule: messenger RNA, 207 nt
Organism: Penicillium lagena
Lineage: Eukaryota; Fungi; Ascomycota; Eurotiomycetes; Eurotiales; Aspergillaceae
Product: Amino acid/polyamine transporter I
Exons: 1
Coding region: 1-207 (68 amino acids)
Source: RefSeq, a predicted model, not a curated record